Dalotia coriaria is the source of this 1980-nucleotide messenger RNA. It is a transcript of the gene Tbh, whose product is annotated as Tyramine beta hydroxylase. The transcript has 5 exons. Gene Ontology annotation, cellular component: secretory granule membrane. Bases 12 to 1766 code for a protein of 584 amino acids. Lineage: Eukaryota; Metazoa; Arthropoda; Insecta; Coleoptera; Staphylinidae. Gene Ontology annotation, biological process: octopamine biosynthetic process; dopamine catabolic process; norepinephrine biosynthetic process. The record is from RefSeq and is a predicted model, not a curated record. Gene Ontology annotation, molecular function: dopamine beta-monooxygenase activity; copper ion binding.
GACGCUCAAUCAUGAAGUUUCCGGAAGUGGUGUGCGCUCUUCUCCUAAUUUUUAAUUACAAUCUACCAUUAAAUGCAAACCAAGAAAAUCAAAUAUUUCACAUUUCGCUAGAUCAAGACGGUCACAUAACUCUCGAUUGGGCUUUGGAUUACAUAAAAGAAACAAUUUGGUUUGAAGUGCAUUUACCGCGCGACGAUUUCGGUUGGUUCGCAUUUGGUUUUUCAGAUUUUGGAGAACCUUUCCCAGCGGAUUAUUAUCUACUGUGGACCGAUUGGAAAAAUAGUGUUACAUUACAAGAUGCAUGGGCAGACGAAAAAGGUGUUCUGCAUUUGGAUAAGCACCAAGAUACUAUCGGCUACCAUAUGAAACAACGAGGAGAUGUGCUAAAAUUUACCUUCCAUCGAAAAUUUGAUACUUGCGAUCCUAACGAUUACGUAAUUCAAGAUGGCACAACGCAUUUGGUAUGGUCGAAAGGUCCCGACGUGGUCCACCACCUGCGCGGUUUAAAUAUUACCACUCGUGAUUCGGGAAUGGUACGGACACAACUACUCAAGAAUUUAAACGUCCCCACUAAACCGCCACCGUCUGAAAAAUUAGAAAUCCGCGUUGAUCAUGUGAAUGUGCCCAGCUCGGACACCACCUACUGGUGUAAAGUUGUCAAACUACCUGAAAAAUUUAAACAGAAACAUCACAUUUUACAAUAUGAAGCAGUAAUUGAAGAAAAAAAUCAAGGACUAGUACAUCAUAUGGAAGUAUUUCAUUGUAUUGCACCUGUGGGUGAAACUAUACCAGAAUAUGCAGGAUCAUGUUUUGGGUCCGACAGACCCGCAAGCACGCAAGUUUGUAAGCGAGUGCUGGCGGCUUGGGCAAUGGGCGCAAAAGGUUUUGCAUAUCCGGAAGAAGCUGCUCUUCCAAUUGGAGGACCCGAUUUUAAUCCAUACAUUAUGUUAGAGGUGCAUUACAACAAUCCGGAAAAGCAUUCCGGUUUGGUAGACAGUUCAGGAAUCAGAUUUUAUGUGUCGUCAAAAUUACGAGAUAUGGACGCAGGCGUUAUUGAAUUGGGUUUAGAGUACACCGACAAAAUGGCGAUUCCACCCAAGCAGGACUCAUUUUCACUGAGUGGAUAUUGCGUGGCGGAAUGCACAUCAAUCAGUGUACCGCCAACUGGUAUAACAAUAUUCGGAUCGCAAUUACACACACAUUUAACUGGAAUCCGUGUACGUACUCGACAUUUCCGUAAUGGCGUAGAAUUGCCCGAGGUGAACCGCGAUGAUCAUUACAGUACUCAUUUCCAAGAGAUAAGAAGAUUAAAACAACCGGUUGUUGUGUUACCCGGUGAUGCACUGGUGACGACCUGUGAUUACAGGACCACGUCGAGAAACAACAUAACCCUUGGGGGGUUUGCAAUUAGCGACGAGAUGUGUGUUAAUUACAUUCAUUACUUUCCAGCGAUCGAUUUAGAAGUCUGCAAGAGUUCCAUCAGUGACGAAGCCCUCAAGACAUAUUUUCAAUACAUGCAUGAGUGGGAAAAUCAAGAUAUAUCUGAGAAAAAAGGAAUUUCCUCAAAUUAUGCAUCAAUUGAAUGGAAUAAAAUGCGUGUUGAGUUGUUGAAAGAUGUAUAUCUCGAGGCUCCACUAAGUAUGCAAUGCAACAUGUCUAGCGGCGACCGCUUUCCCGGAUAUUGGGAAAAUACCCCUCGCUCUACAGUCCUCAAACCGCUACCGCCGCCGCAGCGAGAAUGUUUCAAAGGCUUCAAUGAAAACUAAUCUUUAAUCUUAUUUCCAACUACAAAUAAAUAAAAACUAUCGUUAUAUAUAUAUAUACAAUAUCUGGUUUGUUAACCACAUUACAAAGUAGACUCUAGCGAUACAAUUGUGCAUUCACAUUGUGUGAUUUUUGAGCAUUUAGAACACUAGAAUAUGAAUAAAAACCGCGCAGAAUUGUAAUGCUGAAAACAUUGAAAACCAUUUAUUUUUAUUA